Molecule: messenger RNA, 1461 nt
Organism: Xylaria bambusicola
Lineage: Eukaryota; Fungi; Ascomycota; Sordariomycetes; Xylariales; Xylariaceae
Product: 2-dehydropantoate 2-reductase
Exons: 1
Coding region: 397-1404 (335 amino acids)
Biological process (GO): pantothenate biosynthetic process
Cellular component (GO): cytoplasm
Molecular function (GO): 2-dehydropantoate 2-reductase activity
Source: RefSeq, a predicted model, not a curated record
GGUACUUAAGAUGGUACGUGUCUAUUAAACACAAUUAUCCGGGCGCAGCCCUGGCUCUAUAAUAUUUCAUAUUUUCCCGUCCCUUGCAAUGAAUUUCAAGAUUUUUAAGCGUUGACUUUGUGCCUUACUGACACUGGAUCCACCGUGAGGGGCGGUUCAUUACUAUUUAUCGGCUAGUGGAAUGUCAUUAAGUAGGUAUGUAAAGGGGGUAGCCGAUAUAGGAGAGUUAUGGCUUGCGACGAAGCUAUCCUGAACUCCAUCCCUUCCUAGGAUGCAAGCUUGAAGAUAUAAGUAUUCUACAAGCAACGAAAUGAUCAUCGAAUAUAGGUGAUCUGACAUUUGACAGCCCUUACCAGCUCGUCUCAGUUUCACCUAGGUAAAAUCGCUACCGGCGCCAUGGCCCCCAGGAUUCUCAUUUUCGGUACAGGGAGCUUGGGCGGUGUCUAUACAUGGGUUCUCUCGCGUGCUAUACCGGAAACAAAUAUCACAGCUGUCUGCCGAUCAAAUUACGAGGCAGCCUCUCAACGCGGAUUCACGAUCAACUCGACACUCUGGGGUCAGGGUUUAUGUGUGCGCCCGCACGUAGUGCGCUCUGUGCCCGAAGCGGUGGCACAAUCCCCCUUACCUUUCGACUACAUCAUCGUAACUGCCAAGGCAGUUCCCACCACCCCUUCAACUGCGGAGUUGAUCCGCCCAGCUAUCUCCCCCGGCAAGACGGCCGUGGUGCUAGUACAGAAUGGCAUCGGGAUUGAGGAGGAGUACGCGAGCUUGUAUGCCGGCGAUGAUGUCCCUAUCCUCAGCACUGUCGCCUAUCUACCCACAACGCAGACAGCACCAGCCGUGAUAAGCCACCGCGAGAUCGAGCAUCUGCAUGUAGGCACUUAUCCGGCGUCCGGAGUGCCGGAGACGCAUAAGCGCGCCGCAAAAGCGUUCGUAGACUUAUUGACGGCCGCGGGUGCGACGGGCACAUUGUACGAUGACGUGCAGGCGCAGCGCUGGGCAAAACUCCUUGUCAAUGGAUCGUGGAAUCCUAUCUGCGCACUCACUAGGCUGAGGGACGCGCAAUUUAUAGACUCUGGGAAGAAAAAUGAUGAGGAGAGUGAGGCUUUUGAACUUAUCCGGGAUGUUAUGCGCGAGAUCGCUAGUAUUGCCCAAGCAUGUGGGUAUGAAAAUGUUGAUGAUAAAAUGAUCGACUUUCAGUUGUCCCGCAUGACCGCUAGGGGCCUUCCUGGAUUGCAACCAUCUAUGAUGGCGGACGCCCUUGAUGGGAAAAGUCUAGAGGUCGAUGCUAUUGUUGGGAAUGCAGUCAGGAUAGCUAGGGACAAGAAUAUCCCUGCGGUUCUACUCCGGGCUGUAUACGUUCUUGCUCAAGGUCUAAAUGCAAGUUUCUCCUUACCUAGGUAGAUAGAAUGAGGCGCUUCCUACAAUGAGCAACUAUAAUUGACAUAUCAUCAUGAAAAA